UGGUGGUAGUAGUUCUUUCACGUGAACAGUGCGGAUACAUUUUCCACAGUUGUCUUUUAGCAGUUGCAUAGUGUUCAGCUCGAUAUUGUCUCUGCGUCGUCAUAUUACUAGAUGCGACGCGACUUCUUCCGGCGUGAUCAAAUUAAGAGGGAUACUUGUCUAAAAAAGGUGUCACCUCUAUUUCCAAAUCAUCCUCACAUAUCUCGGUUCGCUUUGCUGUAGUGAGCGCUGAGGAGUAGCCCACUGUAGUAGCGAAGGACACGCAUUUCUCAAAGGGGCGGAGCUAGCGUUUUCAUACCGAUUUUCAUUUUCUUGUGCUUUUGCAUUCAGACUAUCACGUCCACCCGGUGCGAAUGGCAACUUGUCAAUCGCAUAGCGCACAAGCCGUCAAUUAGCCGACGUUAUUUUGAAAGUAGACAUAUAGGAAUUAACGCACUGCUUUUGCUUGCACAAUGAUAACAUGUGCUUAUUUGUGGGAAAUAUUAUAAACUUUUAAAAUUGGAUGACAAUUAUUCUGUCACAAUAUUACGUUAAUUAUUGCAGACGUCAAUACAUUGUAACUUUAGAGAAAAUCAAGGGGUCUCGCAUUCUGAUAUUAACAUUUUAGCCGUUCACAUUGUGUGUGUUAGCAAGUUGCGCUUGGACUGCUGGUUCUAUGGAAUCUAUGAAGUUUGUAUCAAGACCAGAACGACGAAGAUGCCAAGAGGAUACGCACAGGGAGAAUCGCUAGAAGACAACAUUUAGACUGAAAUCUACACGGACCCUUUGAAUGAGUAGGCUACCUGCAAGACACCUCUAUUGCCUUUGCUACAAAGAUUCAUUAGCGAUAGUUGAUGAAUACUACGUAGAUUUUAGACCGAAACAUAAUUUAAAUUAAUCUACACGCUGUAAAUUGAAGAAAACUAUCAGAAGUCUCGCAGUCGGAAUCUGACAAUUUACAAAUUCCUGUUCCAGAUACCUAUUAAUUUUCAAUGUGCCCUCAACCGGACAAUAUCGCUCCUGUAUGUGAUUGAAAUAUUCGCAAUCUUCUCUUUUUGCGUCGCCGAAAAGCGCAUUGAUUGUGUUGCGGCAUCAUGAUGGAGGAACAAGCCCGGAUGAUGCAGGCGCUCAGCGGUGUGACUCUAGCUGGACAUUCGGUACAAGGAGGCAUGGGACUACCGCCGCCCCACGGACACGAGGGGACUGAUGGGGACGGAAGAAAACAAGAUAUUGGGGACAUUCUUCAUCAAAUAAUGACAAUUACGGACCAAAGUCUGGAUGAAGCACAAGCGAAGAAACAUGGAUUGAACUGUCACAGAAUGAAACCUGCACUCUUCAGCGUUCUCUGCGAAAUCAAAGAGAAAACAGGUCUCAGUAUCCGCGGUGCUCAGGAGGAGGACCCUCCAGAUCCCCAGCUCAUGAGACUGGACAACAUGCUGCUGGCUGAGGGCGUUUCCGGCCCUGAGAAAGGGGGAGGAUCCGCAGCCGCCGCGGCUGCAGCCGCCGCAGCAGGGGGCGGCGCCGACAACUCCAUCGAACAUUCGGACUAUCGGGCCAAGCUAACGCAGAUCAGACAGAUCUACCACACAGAGCUGGAGAAAUACGAGCAGGCGUGCAACGAGUUCACCACACACGUGAUGAACCUGCUGCGGGAGCAGAGCCGCACGCGACCCAUCUCUCCCAAGGAGAUCGAGCGCAUGGUGGGCAUCAUUCACCGCAAGUUCAGCUCCAUCCAGAUGCAGCUGAAGCAGAGCACCUGUGAGGCCGUCAUGAUCCUCCGAUCCAGGUUCCUCGAUGCCAGACGGAAAAGGAGGAACUUCAGCAAGCAGGCCACAGAGAUCCUGAAUGAGUACUUCUACUCCCACCUCAGCAACCCUUACCCCAGCGAGGAGGCCAAAGAGGAGCUAGCUAAGAAAUGUAGCAUUACAGUUUCUCAGGGCGUGGGAACCACCAUCACAGUGUCACAGGUGUCCAAUUGGUUCGGCAACAAGAGGAUCCGUUACAAGAAGAACAUCGGCAAGUUCCAGGAGGAGGCUAACCUCUAUGCAGCCAAGACGGCGGUGACGGCAACCCACGCAGUGGCAGCAGCCAUCCAGAACAGCCAGGCAAACUCACCCACCACGCCCAACUCUGGCUUCCAGAUGAAAGAUGAGGAAUUUCAACUGGACUCUGCUGAGAGCAAAAACUCCCUUUUAACCAACAUGUUCACCGGUUCCUCUGCCUCUUUUAACCUCCCAAACUCUGGGGACAUGUUCAUGAGCAUGCAGAGUCUGAAUGGGGCCUCAUACCAGGGGGCUCAAGUCGGUGCCAAUGUGCAGUCACAGGGGGAUACCAUACGCCAUGCUAUCAAUCAGACAACAGGAUACAGUGACAGGCUGCGGCAUCCUUUGUACAGUCCCCAUGGCCUAAACGGUAACGGGGGUUGGCACGAUGCGCCGACCCCCACCUCAGUGACGUCCCCAAAUGAAGGGCCAGGCAGUGUGCACUCGGAUACCUCAAACUGACCACAUCACUGAACAGAUCCCCCACCAUCACAUAUGCUACCGUGCCCCUUCGACCAAUGUGACUGAACCAAACAGGCCAAACAGAGCCAAUCACCUGCCUCGACUGAGUCCAACCCCUCCCCUCCAGACAAUAUCGGCCAUUUUGUACAUCGCAGAGUUUCCUGGAAAACUCCCCCAGUAACCUUCAGUCAAGACUGAUAUCAUUGGAUACAGCUUUUUGCAGCAUUUUAUGAAUAUGAAUAUACAGGCAAGACUGAGAGGACCAAAUAAAGAAGGGAUCUGUACGAGUUGUGGUUAUGAACGGGAAAGACAACCUGAGGCGAUCCAAAGUAGAAUCUGAAAACCGUACAUUUCUCUUAACCCUCCAGAUUUCUGCUUUUGCCAACUUUUUUCCCCCCACUUUUCCACCAAUUAAGACUGAGGUCACAUAUUGUGCAGUGGAUAAACCGUUCCUCCGCCGGUAUCUACACAACUGCGGGGACGUUGAUAUAAUUUGAAGCCGCAAUUGUGGAGCUGAAGGUUGGUUUGCUUGCCGGAAUGCUUCAGUGGACGUUGGAUGGCUCUGGUGCACUUACUACAAGGAAUCUGACGUGUUUUGGGGAUUGACAUGAUGAAGUACCUUUAAACGGCAGCUUUUAAUCAUGCUCUUAUGGCUUUUAUUGGACACCGCAUACAGUUUCAGAUGGAUAUAUAAAUUCAUGUUCACUCAUUUAAUGACGUUCCAAAUUCAUAUGUAUGAUCAUGUGUUACCGUAUCUUAAGAUCACACUGAUUAUAUUGUAACACAAUUUGAAGAGAUCCAAAAAGAUGUUAUUUAAAAACAGAGCAGUAAUUUACUUACAUCAUGACAACCGCUUAGGCAUCGUCUCCAUUUUAAACGCAUUUAGUCACUUAGAGUACCUGCAUACUACCUCUUCUUAAACUUUAUCACUAGCAUCAAUGUUUUUCUUAUUUUUCUAAAUCCCCCUUUACGUUAAUUUUUAUGUGUAUUGUAAUUAACUUGUGUUCAUUUGCAUAAUCUCUUGUGUACUUUGAUCUUUUUGGGAGAAAAAAAUAUAUAUUGUGUUUUUGAAACUUUACUAAAAGGCAAAAUAACACCUAGCAGUAGUAUUUAGUAAAAAACGAGGGUAAAUUUUGCCACUCCACUAAAGGCCAAAUGUAAAAUGAAUACCAUGGUACUAGCUUCUGAAAGAACUAUGAAUCACUGAUUAAAUCUCAUGCAUUAAUUGAACAUGGUCCAAAAAUUUCAGAAUUCACUAUAAGCCUGUAUCCAUGUGAUUUUUUUUCCCUGUUUCCCCUUGUGGGUAACCUGGCUCUGAGGUACAUAAGAAACAUGUCCUGUCAUACAUGUGAGGUACAUAAGAAACAUGUCCUGUCAUACAUGUGAGGUACAUAAGAAACAUGUCCUGUCAUACAUGUGAGGUACAUAAGAAACAUGUCCUGUCAUACAUGUGAGGUACAUAAGAAACAUGUCCUGUCAUACAUGUGAGGUACAUAAGAAACAUGUCCUGUCAUACAUGUUGAGGUACAAAAGAAAGCAUGCACAGUCAUAAUAUCGCCACCAAACAGUAAAACUGUUGUAAAUACCGAAGAACAUUUUGAAUGUUGCUGAUUUUGUUACUUAUCCUCUUAAAUAUAUUAAUUCAAAUACCUAGAGGUCACAGUACCCAGAACUAUAUAUUUCAGACUCUGUUUGACAGGGUGCAAAUGUGUUCUUUUUCCCUUUCUCUUUCUUUUCUAUUGUACGCCAUUUUGAAACUGAUGAAGUCCUGAUAUAUAUAUAAAAAAAGUUUGUGGCAGUGUUCCUAAUGUAUUAAAUAUGUUUUGUGUUCAUUUCUAACCGUACUACGAGGAGGAUUUUCACCCCAAGCAAGUCCUCUGUGGUAGUUUAUGUGUAGUUUCAAAACACAAAAAAUAAACUUUUGCUUUAAUACUUUGA
Molecule: messenger RNA, 4421 nt
Organism: Esox lucius (northern pike)
Lineage: Eukaryota; Metazoa; Chordata; Actinopteri; Esociformes; Esocidae
Product: pre-B-cell leukemia transcription factor 3
Exons: 11
Coding region: 1074-2483 (469 amino acids)
Biological process (GO): regulation of transcription by RNA polymerase II; animal organ morphogenesis; neuron development
Cellular component (GO): nucleus
Molecular function (GO): RNA polymerase II cis-regulatory region sequence-specific DNA binding; DNA-binding transcription factor activity, RNA polymerase II-specific
Source: RefSeq, a predicted model, not a curated record